AUGAACACUUGUCAACAUUACAAAACAAGGAAUCUUCCAUCGUUGGUGCUGUAUGAAAUAUUUAGCAUGUUUACCGAAGGUACUACAUCUGACUUGAAGACGCUAUACUCUUGUGCAUUAGUCAAUAGACAAUGGUGUAUAGAUGCUAUUCCAUAUUUAUGGGCAAAUCCAUUUAUAAAUCCAAGAGGAAAGACUCCGCUCUCCACUCUGCGUCGAUUACUUACUUGCAAAGAACAAACAAAACUUGGGAUCCGAGCGUGUGAUAAAGAUAACCGUUUAGAGAGCGGAUGUGUUUGUGAUAACAAUUGCAGCAGAAACAAUAAUGUGCAGUUGGCAUUCAACUACCCGGAAUUCAUUACGACAAUAAAUCUUUACCACUUGACGGAUUGUUAUAAACGCGAAUUUAAACACGACGAGUCUGCAGAUAUGAUGAGGGUAAUACUUGAACUACUUGUACGGCAUGGCACUCGAUUAAAAGUAUUGGAAGCAGGAUGGGACGAAGGAAUGGUUUUUUUCGAAUAUAAAGUUCUCAUACAGAGGUUAAAAACAUUCAAGCUGCUUGGGUCAUUAUAUACAAUAUUGGACCAGGAGUUUCUCUGUAUUCCUUUUUGCGAUUUUGCAUCAGAAAAAGUACAACCUUCCUUUUCCUCUGUGAUAACAGCAAUAACGUCUCAACGCUGCCUGAAACAUCUUACCCUAUGUGGAAGCCGUUCUCCGGACCCUGCCUCUUUCCGAUCCCUAAUUAAAUCCAUUUUAACACAAUCUUUGACGUUAGAGACCAUCACCCUCGAUCGGUUCUAUUUCGAUACCGACGACAUGUUCAGAGUACUUGCUAGUUGUAAGAAACUGAGAAUAAUUGAUUUCAAAAGAUGUCAGGUCAAGGAUGAUAAGGUGGUUGAAGCGUUGAUGAAUAGUAAUUUGGAAAAGCUGGAAAAAGUCAUGUUGAUGAGUAAUUGUGGAAGCAUGAAGUUGCUGCAAUGGGCCAUUAGAAUAUCCGGAGAACAUUAUGGUUAUAAAACCGACGUCUGUCUGUAUUAA
Messenger RNA from Paraglomus brasilianum, 1038 nucleotides. The record is from the annotation of a GenBank genome assembly. NCBI's taxonomy places the organism in Eukaryota, Fungi, Glomeromycota, Glomeromycetes, Paraglomerales, Paraglomeraceae.